GGACAACGGGCGUCGCCGGCGCCGUGUGACUCCCGGCUGUGGGCGCGCUCGCGGCCAUGGUUUUCUCAAACAACGAUGACGGCCUCAUCAACAAGAAGUUACCCAAGGAGCUCCUCCUAAGAAUAUUCUCCUUUCUGGAUAUCGUAACUCUAUGCCGAUGUGCACAGAUUUCCAAGGCCUGGAACAUCUUAGCCCUGGAUGGAAGCAACUGGCAAAGAAUAGAUCUUUUUAACUUUCAAACAGAUGUGGAGGGCCGAGUCGUGGAAAACAUCUCCAAGAGGUGCGGCGGCUUCCUGAGAAAGCUCAGCUUGCGUGGCUGCAUCGGCGUCGGGGACUCCUCCUUGAAGACCUUUGCACAGAACUGCCGAAACAUUGAACAUUUAAACCUCAAUGGCUGCACAAAAAUCACUGACAGCACGUGUUACAGCCUCAGCAGAUUCUGUCCCAAGCUGAAACACCUGGAUCUCACGUCCUGCGUGUCUAUUACCAACAGCUCCUUGAAAGGCAUCAGCGAGGGUUGCCGGAGCCUGGAAUACCUGAACCUCUCCUGGUGUGACCAGAUCACAAAGGAAGGCAUCGAGGCGCUGGUGCGGGGCUGCCGGGGCCUGAAAGCCCUGCUCCUGAGAGGUUGCACCCAGUUAGAGGACGAAGCUCUGAAGCACAUCCAGAACCACUGCCACGAGCUCGUGAGCCUCAACCUGCAGUCCUGCUCGCGAAUCACUGAUGACGGCGUGGUGCAGAUCUGCAGGGGCUGCCACCGGCUGCAGGCCCUGUGCCUCUCGGGUUGCGGCACCCUCACAGACGCGUCUCUCACAGCCCUGGGUCUCAACUGCCCCAGACUGCAAAUUUUGGAGGCUGCCCGAUGCUCCCAUCUGACUGAUGCAGGCUUUACACUCUUAGCUCGGAAUUGCCAUGACCUAGAGAAGAUGGAUCUUGAAGAGUGUGUCCUGAUCACCGACAACACUCUCAUCCAGCUCUCCAUCCACUGUCCCAAGCUGCAAGCCCUGAGCUUAUCCCACUGUGAGCUCAUCACGGAUGAAGGGAUCCUACACCUGAGCAGCAGCACAUGUGGGCACAACAGGCUGAGGGUUCUGGAGCUGGACAACUGCCUCCUUGUCACCGACACUGCGCUGGAGCACCUGGAGAACUGCCGGGGCUUGGAGCGCCUGGAGCUGUACGACUGCCAGCAGGUCACCCGUGCAGGCAUCAAGCGCAUGCGGGCUCAGCUUCCUCAUGUCAAAGUCCACGCCUACUUUGCUCCAGUCACCCCUCCACCAGCAGUGGCAGGUAGUGGACACCGACUGUGCAGGUGUUGUGUUAUACUUUGACAGCAGCUGCAUAGGCCAGGAGCCCCACCCUCCAGACUGCUCCACCAUCUCCCCAUCGAGCUUCUCCAUGGGGAGUGCAUUACAGCUAAAAGACUUCGGCACAGAUUGCAGCAGCUGGUGAUGUUCACCUUAACCUUGCUAGGAUGCAAGCAAACCAAGGCCUGUGUCAGUCACCAUGUGGCAAAACCACACAGCAACCCGGAGUCCAGCAGAGGUGGGUACCUGCCUUGGCACAUGAGCCCAACACGGCUUUGUCAGCAUCCUACAUAGACCUUCAGUGUUAGCACAGCCUGAACAGAACAAAAAAAGAGCCUCCUGCUGGUUUUCUACCUGAUCUUUAAGCCAGCGGCUUACUGUUAUCCAUGGCAAUUGUUGAUUUGCAGGACUUGUCUACUUCGAAGACUAAAUACCACCUUCAUCAAUGUGAUUGUACUGGAACUUGGAAUGGCUGGUAGUUUCAUGUGUAGAAACGUGUGAAAGGCAUGUUAACACAUUUCCAUAAAACACCAAAGAAAUGAGGACUCUAAGCUGGGUGGGGCAGGAUCUUCACCUUUCUGUUUGUGUCAACUUGUCAUACCCAAAUCUUGGGACCAAAAACUAAACAAAAGCAGCCCACUUCUCAUCAGUCCAUUGGAAUUAUAAGCAAGCUCUGCCAUAUGCUACAGCAUAGAGUGCAUUUUUGUUACAGGAAAAAAGCCAGUUGUGUUCACACUUUGUAAGAAAUUUGGGGGAACCUUGAAGAAAUCCAGGAUUAAGGCUUGAGUUAUUUAUAACUUAAUCAAGUAAAAUGAUGAACGGAUGCAUGUAGAAUGGAUGCGGUUUUUUUAAACUUACUCUUUCUAGAAAUCACGCCAGAACUAUUUUGAAGCUUCACACAUGAAAAACUCCACUGAGUGAAGUGUUGGCCCUUCUGAGCUCCUUUAAAGUGAACAGAGCGUCACGGUGCUUGCUGGAAUUGACUGCUUUACUUAGAGGUGGCAGAUCUCAGCAGGGCCACUUUCCAAAUGCAGGCGCCCAUGUCACCGGAACUGGGGCGCCAUGACCUGCCUGCUCUUGUGGUUGCUGCUCACUCAGUGGCAUCAACCUUUACCAUCACCUUCCAUAUUAGUGCAUUAAUGGUAGCCCAACCUUCCUGGCCAUCACUCCCUCCCCCACACUAUAAGAGACAAGCGUUUUCUAUUUCUCCACGGACAGUGUACAGAUACCCUGCCUCAGCUGCACUCCAGGAGGGAGACCAGUUACACCAGGAGAGUCCCUGCAAGCAUUAGCUUACUGGGAUACUGCCUCCUGGGCGCUGCAAUAUCCUCUGGUUCGAAAUUAUGUAAGUGACUACCGCUGUGUGUGUGGUGGGGGUAAUGAGGUGACGGGAGAAGCUACUAAGCAAGUCCCCUAGCCUUGCUCCGCUGAUUCACAGAACUUGUUUUUCUGAGCCAGAGUGCAGCCUGUCGUAGAUGCUGUACUUGACAUUCAGUGACCAUGACUCCACUCGCAGCCCAGAAGAGCCUCUUGUAGAGGGCUCAUUUGUCUCCUCUGUGUGCCAGUUCCUGUCGUUACUUGUCUUGAGUUGCAUCACGUUGUGGAAACCUGUAUGAGAGAGAGAGCGUGAGCGAGACAGCCCACAGUGGUGAACCUUACACUCUAGGCCACUCGGGGAAGCCUCUGA
Messenger RNA from Psammomys obesus (fat sand rat), 2991 nucleotides. It is a transcript of the gene Fbxl2, whose product is annotated as F-box and leucine rich repeat protein 2. The record is from RefSeq and is a predicted model, not a curated record. Lineage: Eukaryota; Metazoa; Chordata; Mammalia; Rodentia; Muridae. Bases 57 to 1328 code for a protein of 423 amino acids. Gene Ontology annotation, biological process: SCF-dependent proteasomal ubiquitin-dependent protein catabolic process. Gene Ontology annotation, cellular component: SCF ubiquitin ligase complex. Gene Ontology annotation, molecular function: protein binding. The transcript has 15 exons.